This is a messenger RNA of Aspergillus puulaauensis, 1470 nucleotides long. RefSeq names its product glycoside hydrolase family 1 protein. Gene Ontology annotation, molecular function: beta-glucosidase activity. Lineage: Eukaryota; Fungi; Ascomycota; Eurotiomycetes; Eurotiales; Aspergillaceae. The transcript has 2 exons. The record is from RefSeq and is a predicted model, not a curated record. The coding region runs from base 1 to 1470 and encodes 489 amino acids. Gene Ontology annotation, biological process: carbohydrate metabolic process.
AUGACAAUGGACUUGACUCCAGUUCAAGACCUAAAAGGCGCUUUACGUAGCGACUUCUUCCACGGAUAUGCCACCGCAGCGACACAGAUCGAAGGCGCCUGGAACAAAGAUGGCAAAGGGCCUUCGAUCUGGGACACCUUUGGCCACCACAAUCCAGCAAAAGUUAAAGACAAGAGCACGGCCGACGACACGGUACGGUCCUACUACCUGUACCGUGAGGACGUGGCUCUCAUGAAGUCAUACGGUGUCAACGCCUACCGCUUCUCGCUGUCCUGGUCACGUAUCAUUCCACUCGGUGGUGCCGAUGAUCCCAUCAACGAACAGGGAAUCAAGUUCUACCAGGACCUCAUCGAGGAGCUGCUCCGAAAUGGGAUCACGCCGUUUGUGACCCUCUUCCACUGGGACGUUCCCCAAGCCCUGGAAGAUAGGUACGGAGGCAUGCUGAACCAGGAGAGGUUCGUCCCGGACUUUGUCCGGUAUGCGCGUGUCUGUUUCGAAAGACUAGGGCCGAGGGUUCGGCACUGGAUCACCUUCAACGAGCCUGGUGUCUACUCGCUGGCUGGGUAUGCAGCUGGUGUCCACGCGCCAGCGAGGUCCUCUUAUCGAGACCGCAACGCAGAGGGAGAUUCCUCUACAGAGCCGUUUAUCGUCGGCCAUACAGAGCUAGUCGCUCACGGGCACGCAUCGAAGCUCUACCGUGAAGAGUUCCAGCCGCAACAGGGAGGAACAAUUGGCAUUACUCUUCACGGCAACUGGUCCGAACCAUGGGACAUGGACGAUGAACGGGACCAGAAGACGGCAGAGCGAGCCCGGGAGUUCGAGAUCGCCUGGUUCGCUGACCCCUUAUACAAGACCGGAGACUAUCCAGCCUCGAUGCGUGCUCAACUCGGUGAUCGUCUACCACACUUCACUCCGGAAGAAUCAGAGCUCGUACUGGGGAGCUCCGAGUUCUACGGCAUGAACUCAUACACGACUUUCUUCGUCCAACAUAAGGAUUCGGCCCCGGACAUCAACGACCACAAGGGCAAUGUCAUCGUCCACGAUACGAACAGUAAGGGUGUCUCUCGUGGUGAGGAGUCGGACACCCACUGGCUACGGAUGGCACCAGCUGGAUGGCGCAAGCUACUGAACUGGAUCUGGGACCGCUACCAUAUGCCCAUUUAUGUGACGGAGAACGGCACGACAGUGAAGGGUGAGACCGCCCCGACUCCAGAGGUGCUCAAUGACACGUUUCGGAUGCGGUUCUUCGAGGGGUAUGUUGGUGGAUUGGCCCGAGCUGUUAAAGAGGAUGGAGUUGAUGUCCGUUCGUACUUUGCGUGGACCUUUACUGAUAACUGGGAAUGGGCCGCGGGCUUCACGGAUCGAUUUGGGAGCACUUUCGUGGAUUUUGACUCUGCAGAGAAGACUCGGUAUCCGAAGCAGUCGGCGUAUUAUUUGAAGGCGCUAUUUGAGCAUUUGAUUGCCGAGUAG